AUGACUUCUUUUGUAAUAAACAUUUGAUUGCUUUGAUUUAAUUUAGGCAUGGAAGUAUUUUGAACCGAGAGUCACCAACAGAUAAGAAGCAGAAAGUCGAGCGCAUUGUAUCACAUGAUUUUGACCCUGCAGAUAGCUCCUCCAAGAAGACAAAGUCUAGUUCAGAGGAGAGUAGAUCCGAGAUAUAUGGUCUUGUUCAGCGUUGUGUAAUAAUCCAGAAAGAUGACAAUGGAUUUGGGCUGACGGUCAGUGGAGACAAUCCAGUCUUCGUACAGUCUGUCAAAGAAGAUGGAGCAGCCAUGCGGGCUGGAGUACAGACAGGUGAUCGAAUCAUCAAGGUGAACGGGACUCUGGUGACUCAUUCAAACCAUUUGGAGGUGGUGAAGCUAAUCAAAUCUGGUUCCUAUGUAGCUCUCACUGUUCAGGGACGCCCACCUGGGUCGCCCCAGAUUCCACUUGCUGAUUCUGAAGUAGAGCCAUCAGUCAUUGGACAUAUGUCUCCCAUCAUGACAUCCCCUCAUUCACCUGGAGCAUCUGGGAAUAUGGAGAGAAUCACUAGUCCUGUGCUUAUGGGGGAGGAAAACAAUGUGGUUCAUAACCAGAAAGUAGAAAUUCUGAGAAAAAUGUUACAAAAAGAACAGGAACGGCUGCAGUUAUUACAGGAAGAUUACAACCGAACACCUGCCCAAAGAUUGCUAAAAGAGAUCCAAGAGGCCAAGAAACACAUUCCUCAGCUGCAAGAGCAGUUAUCCAAAGCCACAGGCUCUGCUCAGGAUGGAGCUGUAGUUAUACCCUCUAGGCCUGUAGGUGAUACCCUAACAGUGAGUGAGGCAGAAGCAGAUACUGGAGAUGGACUGAGCAGGACUGACAGUAGCAGUGGAGAUGCUUCUCGGCCCGGCAGUGACAAUGCUGAUAGCCCCAAGAGUGGCCUGAAAGAGAAGAUUUAUCUAGAGGAAAACCCAGAGAAAAGUGAAACAAUUCAGGACACUGACACUCAAUCACUCGUUGGAAGUCCUUCAACGCGUAUAGCACCUCAUAUUAUUGGAGCAGAGGAUGAUGAUUUUGGUACUGAGCAUGAACAGAUCAAUGGGCAGUGCAGCUGUUUUCAGAGCAUUGAACUACUAAAAUCUCGCCCGGCUCACUUGGCUGUUUUCUUACACCAUGUAGUUUCACAGUUUGACCCUGCAACCUUGCUCUGUUACCUCUAUUCAGACCUGUAUAAACAGACCAAUUCUAAGGAAACGCGUCGCAUCUUCCUGGAGUUUCAUCAAUUCUUCUUGGAUAGAUCUGCUCACCUGAAAGUUUCUGUUCCUGAGGAAAUAUCUGUGGAUCUAGAGAAAAGACGACCUGAACUUAUUCCUGAGGAUCUACAUCGUCACUAUAUCCAAACUAUGCAAGAAAGAGUUCACCCAGAAGUUCAGAGGCACUUGGAAGAUUUUCGGCAGAAACGCAGUAUGGGACUGACCUUGGCUGAAAGCGAACUGAUUAAACUUGAUGCAGAGCGAGACAAGGACCGGGUAGCUUUGGAGAAGGAGCGGGCAUGUGCAGAACAGAUUGUUGCCAAAAUUGAAGAAGUAUUGAUGACUGCUCAGGCUGUAGAGGAAGAUAAAAGCCCUUUCUCCUCCAGUUCCACAAUGCAGUAUGUUAUUCUCAUGUACAUGAAACAUUUGGGAGUAAAAGUGAAAGAACCUCGAAAUUUGGAGCACAAGCGAGGUCGGAUUGGAUUCCUUCCAAAAAUCAAGCAAAGUAUGAAAAAAGAUAGAGAGGGUGAAGAAAAAGGGAAGCGAAGAGGAUUCCCCAGCAUCCUGGGUCCCCCGCGGAGACCAAGCCGUCAGGACAACAGUGCAAUUGGCAGAGCCAUGGAACUACAGAAGGCACGCCACCCGAAGCACUUACCUACGCCCUCAUCUGUGAGUCCUGAGCCUCAGGAUUCUGCUAAGUUACGCCAGAGUGGCUCAGCAAAUGAAGGCGCAGACACUGGAUACCUGCCUCCUAAUUCCAUGUCUUCUGUAGCUUCAGGGGCCACUCUUUCCCAGGAAGGAAGUAAAGAGAAUGAUACAGGAUCCAAGCAAGUUGGAGAAACACCAGCAUCUGGAGACUCCUUAGAUGGCACACCUCGUACUCCCAAUACUGUCUUUGAAUUCCCACCUCCUUCAUUGGACCAAGUACAGGAGGAAGAAUACGAAGUAGAAAGGGUGACUGAACAUGGGACACCAAAGCCCUUCCGGAAGUUUGACCCCGUAGCUUUUGGAGAAAGUCAAAGUGAGGAUGAACAAUUUGAAAAUGACUUAGAGACAGAUCCACCUAACUGGCAGCAGCUUGUUAGUCGGGAAGUGUUACUGGGACUAAAACCUAGUGAGAUCAAGAGACAGGAAGUGAUUAAUGAAUUGUUCUACACUGAAAGAGCUCAUGUUCGAACACUUAAGGUUCUUGAUCAAGUGUUCUAUCAGCGAGUGUCUAGAGAAGGAAUUCUGUCACCUUCAGAACUACGGAAGAUUUUUUCAAACUUGGAAGAUAUUCUUCAACUUCAUAUUGGGUUAAAUGAGCAAAUGAAGGCUGUUCGAAAGCGAAAUGAGACCUCUGUUAUUGAUCAGAUUGGGGAAGAUUUGCUGACCUGGUUCAGCGGACCAGGAGAGGAGAAGUUGAAACAUGCUGCUGCUACCUUUUGCAGUAACCAACCUUUUGCCCUGGAAAUGAUCAAGUCUCGUCAGAAAAAGGAUUCUCGAUUUCACACUUUUGUGCAAGAUGCUGAAAGUAACCCACUGUGUCGUCGUCUUCAACUAAAAGAUAUCAUUCCUACCCAAAUGCAAAGGCUUACUAAGUACCCACUGCUACUGGAUAAUAUUGCCAAAUACACAGAAUGGCCAAUGGAAAGGGAGAAGGUGAAGAAAGCUGCAGAUCAUUGUCGACAAAUCUUAAAUUAUGUGAAUCAGGCUGUUAAGGAGGCAGAAAACAAACAGCGCUUAGAAGACUAUCAGCGCCGCCUUGACACCUCCAAUCUGAAGCUGUCAGAGUACCCAAAUGUUGAAGAGCUCAGGAAUUUGGAUUUAACAAAAAGGAAAAUGAUUCAUGAAGGUCCAUUGGUUUGGAAGGUGAAUAGAGAUAAAACUAUUGAUCUGUACACGUUGCUCCUGGAAGACAUUCUUGUAUUAUUACAGAAGCAGGAUGAUAGACUGGUAUUAAGGUGUCAUAGUAAGAUUCUGGCAUCUACAGCUGACAGCAAGCACACUUUCAGCCCGGUCAUUAAGUUGAGUACAGUGUUGGUUCGACAAGUAGCAACAGAUAACAAAGCUUUAUUCGUCAUUUCCAUGUCAGACAAUGGAGCCCAAAUUUAUGAACUGGUGGCACAGACAGUUUCUGAAAAGACUGUCUGGCAGGACCUAAUCUGUCGAAUGGCUGCAUCAGUGAAGGAGCAGUCCACAAAGCCCAUUCCAUUACCACAGUCACCACCUGGAGAAGCAGACAAUGAUGAAGAAGAACCUUCAAAAUUGAAAGUAGAACAUCAUGGCAUUUCAGUCCCUGGUCUGCAGAGUCCAGACAGAGAUUUGGGAUUAGAAUCUCACUUAAUAUCAAAACCUCCGUCUCAUUCACUGAAUACCUCUGGGAAAUCAGAGGUAGGCGAUCUCUUUGUGGCUGAGAGACAGUUUGCAAAGGAGCAGCAUGCAGAUGGAACACUGAAGGAAGUUGGAAUAAAUUAUCAGAUUGCAAUCCCAGAUCCACACUUGUCUGUUUCAGAAGAACGGUGGGCGUUGGAUGCAUUAAGGAAUUUGGGUUUGUUGAAGCAGUUGCUGAUUCAACAGCUAGGUUUGACUGAGAAGAGCACUCAGGAAGAUUGGCAACAUUUCCCAAGUUAUAGGACAGCCUCUCAGGGGGUACAGGCAGACAGUGGACUCCAGACCUCUGAAAAUGCUAAGGUCUAUCAUCCUGGUGAAGAACAGAUGCCUUUUAGAACUGGAACUGGUGACAUUGCAACUUGUGAUAGUCCACGGACUUCAACUGAAUCUUCUGCUCCACGGGAUUCAGUGGUACUGGCAUCCCAAGAUAGCCAGGCAAGUAACAUUUUAGUAAUGGACCACAUGAUUAUGACCCCAGAGAUGCCUACCACAGAACCAGAAGGGGGUCUUGAUGAGAGUGGAGAGCACUUUUUUGAUGCCCGUGAAGCACAUAGUGAUGAUAAUCCAUCAGAAGGUGAUGGAGGAGUUAAAAAGGAAGAGAAGGAUGUUAAUUUACGCAUCUCAGGAAACUAUUUGAUCCUUGAUGGCUAUGACACAGUGCAGGAGAGUUCCACAGAUGAAGAGGUUGCUUCCUCACUGACCCUGCAACCCAUGACAGGCCUCUCCUCUACGGACUCCAUCCACCAGCAGCCACAUUCUCCCCCAAAUGCUCAUUCUGAUGGGGCAGUCUCACCAUUCACCCCAGAAUUCCUAGUCCAGCAGCGCUGGGGAGCUAUGGAGGAUUCCUGUUUUGAGAUCCAGAGUCCCUCCUCUUGUGUAGAUUCACAAAGCCAGAUCAUGGAGUACAUUCAUAAGAUAGAGGCUGACCUUGAACACUUAAAGAAGGUGGAGGAAAGUUAUACCAUUCUUUGCCAAAGGCUGGCUGGAUCAGCCCUCACAGAUAAGCACUCAGAUAAAAGUUAGAGCCGUGUGUCCUGGAGGUGACUGCAGGUUGUUGGAUUUUGAGCAUCGGCCUUGUCUCAUCACAUCCUGGCUCCAGUGUGGAUGCAGAGAGUGUGUGACGGAGGAUCUGCCUGUGAACCACCUGGGGUUAGCCAUGUCCCAAGGUGCCCAGAGCGGGACUAAUUCUUCACAGCGUGGCAGCUGCACUAGUCUGUCAGUGAGGGAAUAUCCAUUCUCUCACUCUACUCUCCUCACUAUUGAAAAUUCAUUUUGAUUCAGAACAAAAACCAAAUGUAUAGAGCUUUGGGUGUAGGAUAUGAAAUUGUACUUAGACAUAAGGAAAAGAGAAAAUCAGAUGUAUUUAUUUGACUUCAUUCCGUAUUUGAAAGCACAUUUUAAUUUUUAUUUUGCCUUGUUUUGUUCUAAUUGAGUAGUGAGAGUUUUAGCCCUUUGUAUUUAGUACACCCAAGGAUCAGUUGCUCCUGAAGCAAAGAGGUCAGGAUGGGGUAUUAGGAGGUGGGGUAGAGAGGUGACUGAGUGGAGGAAGUGGGAAGGGGGAGGGAGGAGCAUCCUGUCUUCAUGAGACUCUACUCCAUGCCCUCUACUGUCUGGUAGGCUGCUUUUCUGAGGGUCACCUCAAGGCUCUGGUAUCUGCCCUGUGGCUCUUUGGAGCGCAGGACUUGAGCUGUGUGCUGCCCGGUGGUGGGCGAGAGUAGUUGGGCUUCCUCCCACCUUGAGGCCAGCGCCGCCUCUCUCUAGCGGGAUGGGAUCAACCCCCCACUAACAGGAACCUCAGUGCACUAAAUAGCAGGCACUCGAAAAUGGGUGUGUUUUCUUCUGUCGUUGUCUUUUCUAUUGAGGGUUGGGAUUUGGGAGGGAGAGGAAAGCAAAUUUUAUUUUCUUGACUAUAAAUUUGUUAUUCUUGGUAUUGUUUCAUUUUUAUAAUUAUACAUUAGACAUCGGCACUUGUGAAAAACUGCCCCUGCAGACUGAGCAGGAAGUAAAAACAAACAAAUAGAAAUGCUUCCGGUGGUGGUAGGGUGGGGGUUGCUAAGGAAGGGUGGGAUGGGAGUAGAGUUCAGGAAGGUUAUCUGACUGAAUCACUGCUGAGUCGGACCAUGGCUGUCACUGGCCACGGGUACUGCUGAUUAUAAGGCCAGUAAAAUUUUUAGUACCUGGAGGUUUGACUCUAAUUUUUGCACUGAUGGUGCCAAAGGGCUUUGAGUCAAAAAGGGAGCCAAGGGUGGAGUGCAGAAAGAUGUGGUGGCGGAGGCAGAACUGCUCACACCAUCUCCAGAAGCACUUCCUCUGACUUUGCUCCUGUAGCUCUUUCCACACUGGGCCGUGAAUGACCUUAAAAAUUGCAGACCAGAACAUACACUGGAUACUGGAGGCAAGGUGUUGGUAACUGCCUGCUCUAGAACAAUUAGUAGUAUGGGCAGCACCCUGCAGAGGAUAUUUCAGAAUUGUAACUUGAGAACUCCAGUUAUAUUGGCUUUCUGUGGUUUUCUUUGUGCAUUAGGUAUAUAUGUUUUGGAGUAUUUUUGCCAACUAAAAUGAAAUCUGUAAAUUCUGUCAAUAAACAAGGAGUUCAUCCAUUGCUCACAUGUAGUGCCCUCUGAACUCUGUGGGUUGCCAGGAUGUUUGAUUCUUUCCUGCAGUCCAAUUUAAAAAAAGAUUUUUCUCACCCCAAAUGGUAAGGAUUCCCACCAACUUUUACAAACACCACUACAACUUAACAAGCUUAUUUAUGUGUGUAAAGAUUCCUGUUUCUGUCCUUUCAAAACUGAUCUCUUUUUUUUAGGUAGAUCAACUUGGAUCUUUGGACCUCAUCUAUAAAUUAGAAUUAUAUUUUUAGUCAUAAACCAAGUAUUUAACUCAGAAUGAGAUUAAAAAUUUUAGUAGCAGAAACUGAUAUAUAAAUGAAGCUUGAAACUUGGAACUUCCAUAUGUCUUAGGAGGAACAAAUAAAAACCAAAUGGUUAUAUUGUGCUGCUAGAAAUAAUGUAGUCACGCCUAUCCAAAAGGGUUACACCUAUAGCCACUUGACUCGAACGCCACCAGGUGGCAGUUAAUCAGGAGAAAAGUAAACAUAAUAAAACUUUCACCUUAACUUUAGACACUACAGGGUAAUUACAUAAUUCUCUAGCACUCAAUUAUGAAGCUUCUAGGUUAGCAAAGCUUCAGUUUCUUUUCUAGCUCAGAGAGUAUCUUGUCCUGAGUAAUUGUUUGCUUUUCUUUUCCUACCACUUAAUGUCUCUUUAGAACUCUUAUAAGGUUAAUUGGAAAAAUACUUUGAACUUAGCUCUAGUACUUCCAAAUAAAUUCAUAUCUAGAUUUUCAAACAAAGCCCCAGAGUGAAGUCUAAUUCUGAAAAGAUUUCAAAAUUUUGAGUGUUCUUUUCUCUUACCAGCCUAACUUCUUCCCUUCUUCCUCCCAUUGUGGCUUCCCUUAACUUUUAUUUCAUUUUAGCCAUUAUAAUCACAUCCAUUUGACUUUAACAUUAUAUGUCUCUUUCAGAAUGAUUAAAUUAGUUGCUGUUGUUAUUAUUAUUAUUAUUUUGGUCCACAAGUGAGACUGAUUGCUAUCAAAGUACUUUUCUUUAAGUUCUGUGACUAGAAGUUGAAAUCUACUUCCAUGGGUAUAAGGGUAGUGUACAAAGCAACCUUCCUAGAGCAAGAAAUCUGUGUUUUUGCUGUUGAAGUGACUUGCUAUGACACUGAGCUCUCGUCUGGGCUUAAUGCCUCCUUUGGUAUUAAAUGGGAAAUUACAUUUGGAGUGUCUCCUUCCUUUUCAGAGAACAGAGUUAAUCAAGGCAAAUCAGCAAGCCCCCAAAGUGCUGUAAUUUAAAGUCAUUACUGCCUUCAAAGCCAUAUACUUUGCAUACUUUAAAAUCAGCUAACUUGGACUGCUUGUUGAGGUAUGUUGGUGUUGAGAACCUAAAUUUUAACUGUUUAUUAUAUUGCAUGGGAGAUAUUUUUCAUAAGCUUUUUAGCUUUCAUUUCCCCAAAACAAUUUCUAAUGACUGUUAGAAAGGAUGAGUUCCCCCUUUAAGAGUUUCUUUAUUUGCUUUUGGGGGAGGAAAGGGAGGAGCUACUAUGAUGGCAGAGGAGAAAAGUCCACCUUUUUCUUAUUUUUAGAAGCUAAAGAAAAUAAUUAUACUUCCUGUAAAUUGUCUUUUAUAUGGAUCUUUUUUUCCCCUCUUUGAUGCUAAAUUUGGUGUAUUUCAAUGAGGCUUCAGUAUUUUGAACUGGAAGCGCUCUUCUCUGCAAUUGGUGUAUGAUGUUAUUUUGAACUACUAGAGCUUUUGGUCAGUAUUUCCUUUCCUGUAUGUCACAGAGGGCAACAUUGAGAACUGUGUGUAUAGGACUUCAAAAUACAAAAUUAGUGGGACCUCACAGUCAACUUCCUGCUGGCUAGUUUUUUGCCCCUGAUAAUUACAAAUUUUUGUGUUCUGAAUCAUGUUUUCUCUGAUGUUUUUAUCCCUUUCUAGCAUCAUCUCUUAAGGUGUUCUUUCCUAAAGAAAAGAGUUCUUUUUGCCUGGUUCCUCAUGCCUUCCCCACUGCUACUGAGGGGUUUAGAUAAUAAGUUGGUAGGAAAAAAAGUCCCUCCUAGAAGGAAGCCCUCCCUGCCAUUCCCAGGUGCCAACUGCUAAGCAUAUGUGCUGCAAAACUGGUAACUGUCAUGUGCACACUGUGGGUUACUUUUAAUAAGCUUCUUCUUACUAGAACAUUUUAUUUUCCUUGUUCACCAUACAAUCAUGUACUCUUUAACAGAAAUUGCUUUUAAAGAAAAAUCUGGAACUAUCUUUAAAAAACUUUAUUAAUAAUCAUGUAUUUUUACUGAUCACAUUUUGAAAUGCCUAAAAGACUUUAUUGUUCUAAUUAUCCAGAUGUACCUUUGUAAAAUAGCUCUUUUAUGAAUUAGCUGAUAAGGCUGUAUGUUUCUGGAACAAAAUAUUGGUCAUCUAAAACCUUUGUUUUCUGGGGUCUGGGAAAAUAGAAAAUAAGAGUUCAAAUAUUAAAUAAGCUUAAAGGAACCAA
This is a messenger RNA of Otolemur garnettii (small-eared galago), 8659 nucleotides long. RefSeq names its product Rho guanine nucleotide exchange factor 12 (gene ARHGEF12). NCBI's taxonomy places the organism in Eukaryota, Metazoa, Chordata, Mammalia, Primates, Galagidae. The coding region runs from base 300 to 4637 and encodes 1445 amino acids. The transcript is spliced from 39 exons. The record is from RefSeq and is a predicted model, not a curated record. Gene Ontology annotation, cellular component: cytoplasm. Gene Ontology annotation, molecular function: GTPase activator activity; guanyl-nucleotide exchange factor activity; G protein-coupled receptor binding. Gene Ontology annotation, biological process: G protein-coupled receptor signaling pathway; Rho protein signal transduction.